Messenger RNA from Colias croceus (clouded yellow), 1841 nucleotides. RefSeq lists its product as uncharacterized. The record is from RefSeq and is a predicted model, not a curated record. Bases 36 to 1841 code for a protein of 601 amino acids. NCBI's taxonomy places the organism in Eukaryota, Metazoa, Arthropoda, Insecta, Lepidoptera, Pieridae. The transcript has 9 exons.
AUUGAAUUAAUUAUAUUUUAAUUUCAAUAUGCGCAAUGAAUGAAUACAAGGAAUAUUUACAAAAAUUACGCAGAUGGACACUAAAUACAAGUCAUUUCAUUUUGAAUAAUGACAAGGAUCCCGUAUUCAUACACUAUGUGAAACUACUUCUUGAAGUAGAAUAUAAAGAUGGGUCAUAUUAUACAUAUUACGGAGAAAUAAAAAAGAUUGUUAACAUUUUUCUCAUUCACUGGACUGAUGUUAUGAAUCAAGCAAUCAUAGAAGCAGACCGGCUUAGUCAUAAUGCUUUUAAACAUGAACUCCUAGAAAUCAUAGAAAGAACGAUUAAAUUUCAUCAAGCUCAACAAGUAGAUUUCGGUAAACAUUUCCUUCCAAUUGAAACACUUCGAGAAAAGAAUACAUUUGAAGAAGUAGAAAAAAUAUAUCAUCGUUUCAUGGGAGAGUUAUACAUUAUAAGGGAGAUUAUUAAAAAGUUCGACACACCAGAAAAAGUGCAUAAUUUUGCAAAAGAGCACUUUCCUAUAUCGCUCAAACAUAAAAAUACUUUAUUUGCUUUUACGUAUGAAUAUAUCACGUUAUUGUUAGCUAGGAAUAUCAACAAGAUACGCGUAAGUUUGGAAGAAAUCCACAAACGGAUGCAAUCGAAUCUCUAUAGCAUUCAAGAAGAAUGUAAUGCAAGUCUCAGCAGCCUGCUUCAUCAGCUCUACGACAAAAAUAAGGAGCACUUGACGAUAUUCAGACAAGAUAUCCGUUCUUCGUUCGAUAUUGCUGAAGUUCAACGAAGUAUAUCAAUUAUAAAAGAUAAAAUCGAGGACUCAAAACACGUGCCCACAGAACGUUUAAAAGAAGAAGUCAAUUAUUGGCGGGAAAGAGUUUUCGAAUUUAACGUUAUCUACAAAACUAUGAUGAAGUUGAAAGAAGAGAAGGACGCAUUGACGGUAGAUGAAAAAAUGUUUCUAGAAGUUUUAGAGAAUCCAGAGAGGAAAUACGAACCGGAAGUUGUUCUUGAUGAUAGUGACAAACAGAAGGUGGAACGCUUGCAUAAAUUAACAUUGAAUGCCGCGAAAGCUCUUUUUACAUUUUUUACGUUAAAAGGACCAGACAGGAAGUUUUACAAAGACAGAAUAAUUGGUACGUACUAUAUAGACGAAUAUGGGCACCAAGUUUACAUGUACGACUAUGGGCUCAACAUGUAUCACGUCGAUUGCAAAGGGCAAUUCGUCGAUUUUCAGAAGCACGAAAACGACCUAUACUUCUACGACACAUUCGGGCGCUACAUAAUCAAAAAUGGCGAACAAUUGUAUCAAAUCGCGCCAUGCAGUAGUCUUUACAAACUUGACAAUGACAUAAGAGUCAAAGUGACGCAAGACUGCGGCCAUUCUGAACGAGUGAACAAAGAUUGUAAGAUGCAAGUCAAAGAUCCGUUUGAUGUGGAGAUGUUGCCUCAAUGUAAACCUGUGGAUACUAGAGGAAAGUUAGACACGGAAACAGUAAAUUAUCUCUGGGAGAAUUUCGGGCAUAUUCUUCCAGAAGCUCUGCUGGAUGUAGCUAAAGCACAGCCUAAGAGACCAAUUCAUUAUCUUGCACAUAAACUGUUGUACCACAAAUAUAGAAGAACUCCAACUGAAAUACAAAAGGAGAAACAAAGCGCUCACGAGUAUAGAGAAGCAAUUCUUCGAAAACGAAAAGAAGAAACCAUAAAAUUGAGUAAACAAUGGAAGGAGAAGCAAGUGAAACAUAGGAAGCCGGAGGAAUCCGACGAUACGGAGCAGUGGUUACACUACAACACAUAUGUCGCGAAGCAAGAGUUUAUCAGAUGUUUGGAAAAUUAUAACGUUUAA